Messenger RNA from Rhizoctonia solani, 1911 nucleotides. Its product is annotated as GMC oxidoreductase. Lineage: Eukaryota; Fungi; Basidiomycota; Agaricomycetes; Cantharellales; Ceratobasidiaceae. The transcript is spliced from 16 exons. Bases 1 to 1911 code for a protein of 636 amino acids. Gene Ontology annotation, molecular function: oxidoreductase activity, acting on CH-OH group of donors; flavin adenine dinucleotide binding. The record is from RefSeq and is a predicted model, not a curated record.
AUGUCUAUAUCCCAGGAAACGAGGAAUAUCGCCCUUAAAGCAGCAGGGGCCACAGUGGUCGCUAUUGCCGCAACCCACUUGUAUCAGUCACUUGAGGGAAUCGUCAAGAAGGGACUAGUGGAUGAUCCAGAACAAGUUGGUAAACUGGCUAUGCCUGAUGCACAGACGAAGUAUGAGGCAACGGAUGAAGACCCCUUUGCCUACGACUUCAUCAUAAUCGGAGGAGGGACUGCCGGGUCUGUUCUUGCAUCGAGGCUAUCUGAGCGACCAGAUUUCAAGGUGUUGUUACUUGAAGCAGGUUCAAGUGGUAUUGCUCUUCCUAUAUCUAAAGUUCCUGCAGCAUAUGGACAAAUCAUGCGCAGCAAACACGAUUGGCACCUGCAUACUACUCCACAAGCCGGAUGCAAUAAUCGAGAAUUGUUCUGGACAAGAGCCAAACUACUUGGUGGAUGCUCUUCCAGCAAUGCAAUGAUGUUUCAUUACGGAGCCGCAUCGGAUUAUGACGAAUGGGCAUCGGCCACUGACGAACCUGAGUGCAAAGAAUGGGCAUUCGAUCAAUUCCAUCAAUACUUCCAGAAAUUCGAAACCUUUCACCCACAUCCUGAUUUCCCGGUAGACGAAUCAAAGCGAGGGAAGCAGGGACCUGUUCAAACUGGCUUCUACGGCCAUUUCAGCAACGUGACUCGUGCUUGUGUUGCGGCAUGCCAGUCCAUCGGAAUUCCAUUCAAUCCAGAUCUAAAUACCGCCGAGGGAACACUGGGCGUUACGAAGAUCAUGACAUACAUAACUUCUACAUUAUCUCGGUGUUCUGCUGAAGCAGCAUACCUUACACCGAACGUUUUGGCUCGCUCCAAUCUCACCGUUGCAACAAAUGCCCAUGUGACGAAGAUAUUGUUCGAGGGCAAAAGAGCCGUAGGAGUUGAAUUUGCAAGAAACAAGAAUGCACCAAGGCAUCGCGCGAAAGCACGGAAGGAAGUGGUUCUAAGUGCUGGGGCGGUCCACACGCCGCAUAUACUCAUGAAUUCUGGAAUCGGACCUGAUAGUGAGCUCAAGAAGCAUAACAUUCAUGUCGUCCAUGAUCUUCCGGGUGUGGGUGAUCAUUUAAUGGAUCAUCCUAUGCCAUUACUCCGGUUCCGAACGCGCACAGGAGAGUCUUUGAAUUUCCUCAACCAGAAAAUAAACAAUGGUUUCUAUGCCAUGUUGAGAAGAUCCAAAGCCAUUACACAAUAUCUUUUAACGAAAUCCGGUCCACUAACGACCAAUGUAGCUGAAUCUGCCUGUUUCUUCCGCUCGGACGAUCCUAAGUUAUUUCCUGGGUUGCAACCUUUGGAUGAAGACUCCUCGUCUGGGCCCAUGACUCCAGAUUUGGAAUUGGUUUUUAUGCCCAUUGCAUUCAAAAAUCAUGGACUUGAAGUUGUUCCCGAAGGUGAUCUGAUGUCGAUUGGUACUAUUGCUCUCAGACCCACAAGUUUUGGUAGCAUUACCUUACGUAGUAAUGACCCAUUUGACCCUCCUGUUAUUGAUCCCAAGUACCUCAGUACACAACAUGAUGUUGAUGUUCUCGUAAGAGGCUUGCGGGUCGCACUGCGUUUGACUCAAGAAGAACCCCUGCGAAGCAUGUUGGAUCAGGCUGAUACAACUCCAGAGCUUGAUCUUAAGCUUGUGAACGCAGAUGAUGAAACCCUUGCCAAAGAAGUCCGGGCGCGAACCGAGACAGUUUAUCACCCUACUAGCACAGCGCGUAUUGGAUCUGUUGUUGAUGCGCGCCUACGCGUCUACGGAGUAGAAGGACUGAGAGUUGCCGAUUGCAGUGUUAUUCCAACAAUUAUUUCUGGACAUACGGAAGCUCCCGCUCUAGCAAUCGGGGAAAAGGCUGCUGAUAUUAUCAAGUCCAUGUACUCGGUCGUUUAA